AUGAGAAUUGAGCAUUAUCAGCCACGUCUCGUUCCUCCGCCAAUUGCGGAGCCGCAAGAGAGACCGUCAAUGCGAGGUAGAGAAUGGGAGAAGAGGAGCAAAGGUUUCGCAUCCCGCGCAUCAAGUCGUGGAAGCUUCUCUGUGAGAAGGUCGUUGAAUACUAGCCCAGGUCCGCGCAGGCCACGGAUCGGAGCACCGUCGAAUUUUCGACAUGUCGAGGAUUCCAUGCCCAGAAGGGCCGAGAGAUUACUUGAAUUAAGCAUAUACAUACCGGAAAAUCGAUUGUCUCCUAUACUCCCUCACUUCGGCGACAUCGAUGAUUUAUCGUUUCUAGCGGAUGACUCCAAGGAUUUGCCAAUCCGACCGUUGACAGCUCAAACUCAUUCAACGAGCGAAUCAGCGCCAUCAUUCAGAAUUCCCCGGAAGCCCGUUCGCUCGAGCUCCUUGGCCUCGUCGGAAGUGACAGCACAUUCUCAGCCAAGUAUGCGGUCUAUGAACCCGCAGGAGCUCCUGGCUGCCUUGGAAACACAGCUCCCAAGAGUUCCACCAGGAGCUCGCAUGAGGUCUCUGACAGAGCCCCCUGCGUAUGAAAGGGUCAAAUCAGCUUUGCACGAGAAGUUUGAGUUGGAGCAACGCUUGAAGAAUAUAGAGGAACUUAUCGAGGAGAGGCGAAGUAUCUAUCUUAGCAGUCGACCGACCAGCCGUGCAAGACCUACUCAACCCCGCAGUAUGUACGCGGAACCUGAAGGACCUAUGCCCCCUACCAAAUCCCCCUUCGCCGAAUGCAAAGACCUACCUCUCGCGGAUCAGAGACCCAGAAUCGCCCCCUCAAAAAAGGUGCACAUCCCCACCCGCCUCAAGUCACUUAGCGAUGGAUCAGCAGCCUUCGGCUUCCCAGAUGCACGAACAGAAGUCCUCCUCCCACCGCCCCCUCUCCCUCUCGUUCUCCAGCCCCCUCCUCGGCCUCCGCUCCGAAAGAAGAAAUCCUUCUCCCGCGUCUCGAACUGGUUAUUCCCGGGAGCUGAGCACUCUCGCACCAGUUCUCUCAGUUCCGUGACCAACAUGCCCAAACCCGUCACUUUGCGCGAUGGCUUCUAUCAGUGUUUUGAGCUGAGGCAGCAAGCGCCACGGACAAGCAUCAGCUCCGCGAGCACUAUCCGCACGCUCGAGAGCGAACUCGACGAGCCGACCGUGCCAACAACCGGGACGCCGGCAUCGACUCCCGGGGGGGUUAGGAGAGAUGCGAUGUUCCGAACCCUUUCGAUGGACUCGGAGAGGCGCGAGAUGAGCAGCGAGCUGACGCGGAUGCGAACAUUUGGGGAGAAGGAGAUAGGUCCCGAUCAGGGGGGAAGAAUGGAGGGGCCUGCUGCGCAUGCGCCCGGGAGGAAUAGUGUGGGAGUGGCGUUUUGA
Messenger RNA from Amorphotheca resinae ATCC 22711, 1410 nucleotides. RefSeq lists its product as hypothetical. Lineage: Eukaryota; Fungi; Ascomycota; Leotiomycetes; Helotiales; Amorphothecaceae. Bases 1 to 1410 code for a protein of 469 amino acids. The record is from RefSeq and is a predicted model, not a curated record. The transcript is spliced from 2 exons.